This is a messenger RNA of Vidua chalybeata, 515 nucleotides long. Its product is annotated as protein ecdysoneless homolog. The transcript is spliced from 4 exons. Bases 1 to 450 code for a protein of 149 amino acids. Lineage: Eukaryota; Metazoa; Chordata; Aves; Passeriformes; Viduidae. Gene Ontology annotation, cellular component: nucleus. The record is from RefSeq and is a predicted model, not a curated record.
AUGGAGGCGCUGCGGCGGCCGGCGCUGCCCGAGGACGCGGUGCGCUACCGCCUGUUCGCGGCGGCGGCGGCGGGCCCGGGCGGCGAGGCGCUGCUGCGGCGCUGCGCUGAGCUGGCCCUGGUGCGCUUCGCCCCGCUCCUGGCCGCCUACGUGUGGCAGCGGCAGCCGUUCCGCCUGCGCUACGUGCCGCGCCGCGGCGAGACCCCGGCGCACAUCGGCGGCACCACCGUGUUCGGGGAUAACGUGGAGGAUGAGUGGUUCAUUGUGUACCUGCUCCGGGAGAUCACCAGGGAGUUCCCGGGGCUGGCAGCCAGGAUUGAUGACAACGAUGGAGAGUUUCUCUUGAUAGAAGCUGCUGAUUUUCUCCCAAAGUGGCUCAAUCCUGAGAACAGUGAAAACAGGAUGACAGCUGGCUGGAUAUUGCACCAGAUGCUCUGGAUCAGAUGCUGAAGGAGGCAAGAAAUGAGUCCCUUCCUUCCACAAAUGAGGAAGAGCAAAAAUAUGACUUGGAAACA